AUGCCUGAACUACCCGAAGUCGAAACAGUUUUAAGAGCCCUCCGUGCUAGCGGAGUAGUUGGCUCUCCUAUCUCGCAAAUAGAAAUAAGAAAAGAAUUUCAUAUUAAAGAAAUCACCCCGAGCAAUUUUGCUAAUAACUUAUUAGGACAGCCCCUCGAUACUUUUCGUUCCCGUUCUCCUUAUCAAGAAAUUGGACCUGACCUUAUUCAAGAAGAAAUCAGCGUUGAAUAUUUGCUUUCUCGGUUUCAGAAAUUAAGAAUACCCAUCAAGUCUGCUCUUUUGGAACAAAAAAUAAUGAGCGGUAUUGGCAAUAUUUACGCCUCCGAAAUACUUUUCUUUUGUAAAAUCAGCCCUCUAAAACCAACCAAUAAAAUUACACGGGCAGAAAUCGAAAACAUAAUUUACCACUCCAAAAAAAUUUUACAAAAAUCAAUUGAAUUAGGCGGCACCUCAGUAGUGGAUUUUGUUUCUCCUUUACGAGGAAAAGGCUUUUACCAAAACGAAUUAAAAGUCUAUAUGAAAGAAAAUAAACCUUGUUAUGAGUGCCAAACUCCUAUCAUUAUGGAAAGAAUAAAUAAUCGGAGUAGUUUUUUUUGCCCCCAAUGUCAGAAACUAGGACUUUAA
This is a messenger RNA of Entrophospora sp. SA101, 624 nucleotides long. Lineage: Eukaryota; Fungi; Glomeromycota; Glomeromycetes; Entrophosporales; Entrophosporaceae. The record is from the annotation of a GenBank genome assembly.